AGGCCGGGGCGGGGACGGGAAGUAGCCGGGCGGGGUUGCAAGAAGCGGCGCUCAGCUACCACCGCUGGGCGCUCAACAAGCGUGGGCCUGGCUGCGCGCGGCGGGGCGCGGAGACCGCGAGGCGACCGGGAGCGGCUGGGCUUCCGGCUGCGCGCCCCUCGGCCCGGUCGGGAGUCGCGCCAGUCGGAGCCCCCGACCCAGCACGGCCCACCUCCUUCUCGGCGUCCAUCUGUCCGGGGUGCAGCCAGCGGGCAUGACCGACCCACCAGGGGCGCCGCCGCCGGCGCUCGCAGGCCGCGGAUGAAGAAGAAAACCCGGCGCCGCUCGGUCCGGAGCGAGGAGCAGACCCUGAGUGAGGAGGCGACCGGUAGCGAGGCGGCCCAGAGUGGGGAGGCGACCCUGGGCGAAGAUAUGAGUCGGAACCAGGAGGUCACCAGGGACGAGAAGGCGACCCAGAGCGAGGAGGUGACCAGGGAGGAAAUGGCGACACCUGGGCUCACCGUGACUGUCACCCAUAGUAAUGAGAAGCACGACCUUCAUGUUACCCCGCAGCAGGGCAGCAGUGAACCACUUGUCCAAGACCUGGCCCAGGUUGUUGAAGAGGCCACAGGGGUUCCACUGUCUUUUCAGAAACUCAUAUUUAAGGGAAAAUCUCUGAAGGAAAUGGAGUCACCAUUGUCAGCACUUGGAAUACAAGAUGGUUGCCGGGUCAUGUUAAUUGGGAAAAAGAACAGUCCAGAGGAAGAAGCUGAACUAAAGAAGCUGAAACACUGGGAGAAGUCUGUGGAGAAGAUAGCUGACCAGCUGGAAGAGUUGAAUAAAGAACUUACUGGAAUUCAGCAGGGUUUUCUGCCCAAGGAUUUGCAAGCUGAAGCUCUCUGCAAACUUGAUAGGAAAGUAAAAGCCACAAUAGAACAAUUUAUGAAGAUCUUAGAGGAGAUUGACACACUGAUCCUGCCAGAAAAUUUCAAAGACAGUAGAUUGAAAAGGAAAGGCUUGGUAAAAAAGGUUCAGGCAUUCCUAGCCGAGUGUGACACAGUGGAGCAGAACAUCUGCCAGGAGACCGAGCGGCUACAGUCUACAAACUUUGCCCUGGCCGAGUGAGGCCAGAGCUUCCCCGCAACAAUGGAGGGUGCAUAUGCAGAAUGAAGGUGCAUGCCAAAAGCUGAAGACUCACAGGGUGCUCCAUGCCCUGCCUCUGCUCUCACCCCCAGAUCACCUACCAACAUGAAGUCAGAGAAUCCAGGUUCUUCCCACUCACCCCUAUCCACAACAAGGAGGGCAGCCAAGGUCAGAGUGACUACCCACUGGUAGACGGCCAUGCUGAUCCUGGGAUGAUGUAGCCUGAACUGGCCGGGGCCUGGGCUGGGCCUGGGGAAGGAUGGGGGCCUAUUUAUAGUGCUACUUCCCUUAUCUUAUCUUACGUGGGGCAAGAUAAAGAAGCCAGAGUUGAUCUCUGCACACUGGCAUCCGGAAAGGGCUUGCUCUAGGUAGAGAUGCUGAGCUCAUGGUGAAAUGGGGAUGUGGCCAUGGGGCUGGUGGGUUUCCAGAGUGACAAAAAGUUUGGAUAGCUUGCAAAGCUGACUCCAAUCUGAGGGUUCAAGCAAGGAGAGGAAAGUUGAAGUAGAAAGAGAGAGAGUCCAAGGCAGAGAGAAAGAGAAAGAGAGAAAAAAGCAACUGGAAGAUGUCAUGAGGCAGAGAAGGGGGCUGGAGCCUGGAUUCCUUUGCCAGUGUUUCCAGCAACCAACUCUGGGACCUCGGUAAAGCCACUUUUCUUAACUGGGCCUCAGAUCACCCAUACACGAAGUGGAGAUGAUAAUUUUGGCUCUGCCUUUCUCCCAGGGCUGCUGUGAGGACAGGGGCAGUGAUAGCAGAUGGGAAAACAUUUUGCAGAAAUGAAAUGAACUGUAAAUGUAAGCGGAAAUGAUCCUGUUUAACUUUUUUAUUUCACUUUU
Messenger RNA from Saimiri boliviensis boliviensis (Bolivian squirrel monkey), 1955 nucleotides. RefSeq names its product BAG cochaperone 1 (gene BAG1). Gene Ontology annotation, biological process: protein stabilization. NCBI's taxonomy places the organism in Eukaryota, Metazoa, Chordata, Mammalia, Primates, Cebidae. Gene Ontology annotation, cellular component: cytosol; cytoplasm; membrane. Gene Ontology annotation, molecular function: adenyl-nucleotide exchange factor activity; protein-folding chaperone binding. The record is from RefSeq and is a predicted model, not a curated record.